This is a messenger RNA of Salarias fasciatus (jewelled blenny), 1725 nucleotides long. RefSeq lists its product as uncharacterized. The record is from RefSeq and is a predicted model, not a curated record. The transcript is spliced from 3 exons. The coding region runs from base 379 to 1725 and encodes 448 amino acids. NCBI's taxonomy places the organism in Eukaryota, Metazoa, Chordata, Actinopteri, Blenniiformes, Blenniidae.
GGAGGAGCUGAAGAGGAGGAAGAGGAGGAGAUGAGUGUUGUGGUAAAUCCACGAUGAGCCGGGUCUGCUGCAGACAACAAGUGUUCAGAGAGAGAGAGAGUGACCAAGGAGGGCGAGCGAGGAUCAGUCCAGGUUACUCUGUAACAGAGAGAGUGAGAGAGGUUACCACGGCAACACAAGGACGGCAACGCAAGGACGAGGAGUCACAGACACGCAGGUUAAGCACAUGAAGCACAUGGAGGAUGGACCUGGACCUGUAGUCCUUCCUGUGACCCUCCUCUGAAAUAUCUGUGUACCAAGAGUGUAAAGGGCGGUUUGCACAAACAGCAAAGGUCCACAAAAGCUUGGCUGUCUGGCUAUUAAGAUCCUAGAGGAGGCAUGUCUCAGGAAGGUAAAGUGCUGCACCUGUAUGUGGAAGUGCGCUCUGUGCCUGAGGAUGGGGGCAAGGGGUCAGCGAGAGGGGACGACGAUACCACUCACCUGAUGCUCCAGUGUCCAGAUGUCCUCCCCCACUCUCAGAGGAGCUCUGCUCACUCGAGCCCAAACCGCAGCCCUGCCCCCUCCCCAGUCACCCAGCAUUAUCCAGGAGCCAGGAACCACAGCUUGCCCUCCUCAAAGUCCUCCUCCAGACACUCAGUCAGCUUCCAUCUCCAGAACCCAGACGCCACAGGGUCUCCCACCCAGUACGCUCGACAACAAGUGUUGCCUGACAGUUUCGGUCAGUUACUGGAAGUCCUUGCUCCGGGAACAGUUGGUUCGAGCCGUCAUGGCUCACUCGGACGCACCUUUUCACUUGAUGUGGACCCUUACCAAGGAAAGAUGCUCAUAUCUCCAUCCUCGGGACGGAUGAAUGCUUCCUCCCCACCAACCCGUAAUCGCAGGUCCUAUGAGGUUGAGGGAAUUGAGGAUGACGAGGGGAAGACAUCUGUGGUGUCCUUUGGCUACAUUGAGAAGUCAAAUGUUCACAACAUGGCCGGGCGUCGUGCCUCUGCAUGUCAAAAUGAAUACAACUCUUCUUUCAACAAGAUGGAGGGGCAGCUGCCGCCUCAUCUCCGCAAGAGGCUGAGCGAUCCUGUUUGGCACAAUGGCCAGCCUCCACUGGAGGACCCAUCACACGGUCACCACUACUCAUCCCACAGUCAGUCCCCACGCGACUUGCCCUCACUGCAGAAGGCGACCUUGGAUUCAGCUGCCAGAGAUGCGACCCACAGGGCAUUAGAGGAGUUUGGGUCCCCUGAACUGAAGCGUAGAUUAGCAGGUUAUGGUCCAGAAAGUUACAGUUACAGUCCGACUCUUCCACGGCAGCAGCAGUCCCCUCGCUGCCGAUCUUGGGGAGGGUCCCCCAUCCUUCCUCGAACCGCCCGCACCUUGCCGCCCAAGACCCAACUGCUACAGCUGGACCAGGGAGUCUGCCACAGUUCAGUAACAGGAUUACCCAGAAGUCCAGCUUCUGACCAACUGUGUGCCCACAUUGGCCAUUCAUCUCACUCGAAGGCCUCAGCACCUCACUCCCUGAACCAACACAGGCUAUGUGUGGGGGUUGAUAGCCCGAGGUUAGCCAACAAGUUCCACCCACCACUACCUGCAGGCAGACCCACAGACAUCCAGCACGAGCUCCCAGCAGGCUCCUUUCCUUCAGUCAACCCUUCCAGGACAGACUGCCUGCCAUCGCACAGAGUUACUAAUGGCUAUAAUACUAAAUUCACCAACUCCGGCCGAGGAUGA